Brachypodium distachyon (stiff brome) is the source of this 804-nucleotide messenger RNA. Its product is annotated as melanocyte protein PMEL-like. The record is from RefSeq and is a predicted model, not a curated record. The transcript has 3 exons. The coding region runs from base 1 to 804 and encodes 267 amino acids. NCBI's taxonomy places the organism in Eukaryota, Viridiplantae, Streptophyta, Magnoliopsida, Poales, Poaceae.
AUGGCCCCGCCCAAGCGGGGACUCUUCCGGGACUUCGAGUUCAGGCUCAACCCCCCGAAAGACGGCACCCCCACGGGAGCCGGCAAGAGGGGGAGAGCCGACUCGCCACCCGCUGCACCGAGAAAGAAGCCGCGCACCCGGGCCGGUGCCGGCGCCACCCUGGGCGGCGUGGGGGCCGGUGGCCCCACCACUGCGCCUGCCGCCGACCCGAUCCCGGUGGAGGAGCAGGCAACAGGCAAAGUCCUCCCAGCGGCUGGCGCCCCGGCAACAGGGGCUGGGAUGGAGGAGGAGGAGGCUCCUCCCGCAAGCUCGGCGGCACCGCAAGUCCCGACUGCGCCCGCGAUGAGAGCGGGCGUCGCGGUGGUCGAUCUUGGCUCCGACGUCGAAGACGCGGGGACAAGAGAGGAGCCGGAAGAGGAUCCAACACCAAGCUCCACCGCGCCGGACACAACGGUGGCGGUGCCCACCGUCGCUCCCGAGGCAGAGCUCGGCGACGUGUCCCGGGCCGUGCAGGCCGAUGAUGCGGAUCCCGCGGUCUCCCAGCAGGAGGCGCUUCCUGCCGAGGGCGCGGACACUCCAACAGUCCCGCAGCUCGUGGCCGCGGGUGUGGAGGAGGCUGUGGCAGGGGAGCAACAGGAGGCUCCGCCGCAGGGGGACGACGCCCCUCCAGGCCAAACAGUGGUGGCAGGGGCCUCGUCGUCGUCCGCUGCUACCACCGGCCUGGUUUCGGUAUCCUUGCCGGGCCGACUUGAGCCCAAUCACCUGGGACCCGAGCAUCUACGACCAGGGGCACCGGUUCCUUGA